CAACUGGAGCUUACCAAAACCAUUUCCGGGUUACACACUGGGGAAUUUCUUUGACUUCAGCGGAGCUUCCACGGAACUCUCAGAACAAGUGAAGAGAGAGCUACAGGUAAGAGGAUGUGGGCUCAGCAGCAGAGGGGCAUCCACGUGAGCCAGGCCGAGCUGCUCUGCAAGGAUGGCUGCGGUUACUACGGCAACCCUGCCUGGCAGGGCUACUGCUCGAAGUGCUGGCGGGAACGCACACGACGCGGUUCCCAUGGAGACCGGCAGGACAGCAGCACCAGCCUCAACAGCAACAGCAGCGGAGGGGCCUCCCUCACCUUCUCCAAGUUCGAGGAGAAGAAGAGCAUUGAGACGGGCCGGAGGGUGAACACCAUGAGGAGGCUGCUCUGGGGCACCCCGUCCCCUCCCAAGCGACCAGGAGAGUCCUCCGAGGGCCAGGAGGCGCUGAAGGCCUUCCAGAGCCUGCAGCCGGGAGACUUCACCAGCUUCCUGAAGCUGCUCCGCCGGCCCUCCUCCCAGCGCCUGCAGUCCCGCUGCACCGCCUUCCUCAACACCAUGGAGGCCUACCAUGACCUGCCUGUGCAGAAGCAGUCGGACCUGGUGCAGGAUUUCUACCAGAACGCCGCGACUCAUUUCAACGGCAUGUCGGAGGAGCACGCAGCCCAGGUGAUGGAGCACAUGGAGAAGCUGAUCAUGACGCGGCUGCACAAGUGGGCGUUCUGUCACGACAGCAGCGACGACGAGCAGAAAGACCUCACCCUGCAGAGGAGGAUCCGGGCGCUGAACUGGGUCACCCCACAGAUGCUGCGUGUGCCUUUCCCUGAAGAGAACUCGGAGGUCAGCGACCCCUUCCUGCCUGCUAUCACAGCGAUCAUCGAGACGGACGCGAAGCGGGCCCCUCAGGACAAGCUCACCUGCGUGAGCAGGUGCAGUCAGAGCGUGUUCCAGGCCCUGGCGUCCUGCAGCCGCGAGCCGGCCAGCGCCGAUGACUUCCUGUCGGGCCUGAUCUACGUGGUGCUGAAGGCCAACCCGCCGCGGCUGUACUCCAACAUGCAGUACAUCAUCCGCUUCGGCCUGCCCCACAGCCUCAUGGCGGGGGAGAGCGGGUACUACUUCACCAACCUGUCCUGCGCUGUGGCCUUCAUUGAGAAGCUGGACGGUCCGGCCCUCAACCUGAGCCCGGAGGAGUUUGAGGCCUACAUGCAGGGCCGGCAGGUGGCCCCCCAGGGGAGCGAAUGCCAGCGGAGGGCCAGGGAGACCCGGGAGAAGCUCCAGGAGCUGGGCAGCCGGCAGGAGCAGGUGGCUCUGGGGGUGCAGGAUCUCCAGGAGCAGCUGCAGCGCUGGGUGCAGUCCGUGCAGGCGCAGGUGGAUGAGAUCACAGCCCUGGCACCACCUGCGCUCACUGAUGAGGUCACAGCCCAGUCCACACCUACACAGACAGAUGAGGUCACAGCAGUCUCUGCACCAGAGCAGGUGCAGGUGGAUGAGGUCACGGCCCAGUCAGAACCUGUGCAGACUGAUGAGGUCACGACUCAUUCGGUCCCGGCGCAGGUGGAUGAGGUCACAGUUCAGUCAAGUCCUCCACAGAUGGAUGAUAUUGCAACUAAUUCAGUACCGGCACAGGCUGAUGAUGUCACAGAUCUCUCUGUGCAGACCCAUGUGGCUGAGAUUACUGCCUAGGUGUGUGAGUACAUAUAACCUGACCUGGACAAGUAUGCAGCCAUCCUGUGCUUUUGCUGUGUGCAGGAACACGACACAUUCGCACAGAGAGGGCGCUAAAUUGAAUGCCAAGAUCUCAGUUUCUUCCCAGCUUUCUGUUCUGGUCGGACUCAAAGGGCCGGUGCACCCACAUUCCGUAGCCACACCCCUGGCCUUCCACAUUCCGCCAAACUGCCCUCAGAAUCUGUGAAAGCACACUUCUGCGUCUUUGCUCGAGUGUUACUGAAUGAGAGAGGCCCGCCAUAAUGACGUCCUCUGUUUGCAUUCAGGACCUUGUGCGGGUUAAAGGUUUCUCCACGCUUAAUUCCUUAUUUGUUGAGGCACACCCAGAAAGCGAUCCCGUAUUUAGGGCUGAGGAGAUUAGACUGGAUACUUCCUGCUUCUGAGGCCCAGUCUUGAGUUGCUGGAUGAAGGCCAAAUUGCACAAAUUCGCUACAUGAGUGCAGAUCAUGUGUUCGUGGUAUUUUACUGAAACUUAACAAAGCUGUAACUUUGAAAGGUCGCCUGCCUGUUGCUAUCGGUUGAAGUUUCGUACCCCAGUGGAGGAGAGGGUCUGGGUCCUGCGUUGCAUGCAUUGUCAGGUAGUGAUGUGUACAUGGCUUUCUCAUCUUUGUGCCAAAGUGCCUAAAACAGUUAAGCUUCUCUCCAGUGCCUUUCCAAACAUUCCUUUUUAUGAAAAGGAACGGAAUAACACCUCAGUAACUCACUAAUGAAACCACCGUGUGGAAAAAGUGUUUCUGCCCCCAAAACUAAUGUUAGUGGGGCACUCUCAUGUUUCUUCUUCUAUUGUAAUGUGUACUGUACUCCAUUUCACUUUACUUACAAGUAUUUGAUGAUGAUAACUUGGAGCACAAUGGUGCCUUCAUUGAGCGUUUAGUUCUGCAUAUGUAUUCUUCAAAAUUGUACAUACUAUGUUAUUAUAAAUACCUGUAGGAUUUAUCAUUCUCUCCUCUCUCCUAGUACUCUUCAGUAGCACAAAUACUAGUUGGGUAGGGCAGAGCAUGAUUAUGUGUGUGGAAGAAGCCUUGCUGUUUACACAUUUUAAAUAAAGUUCCCAAAGAUGAAGAUGAUUUAAUGUAAUAAUAAUUUAUGUAUUGUAUUCAAAAUAAAUAGAAGAACCUGA
Molecule: messenger RNA, 2842 nt
Organism: Conger conger (European conger)
Lineage: Eukaryota; Metazoa; Chordata; Actinopteri; Anguilliformes; Congridae
Product: rab5 GDP/GTP exchange factor-like
Exons: 9
Coding region: 115-1680 (521 amino acids)
Biological process (GO): vesicle-mediated transport
Cellular component (GO): cytosol; endocytic vesicle
Molecular function (GO): zinc ion binding; small GTPase binding; DNA binding
Source: RefSeq, a predicted model, not a curated record